Molecule: messenger RNA, 2099 nt
Organism: Sitophilus oryzae (rice weevil)
Lineage: Eukaryota; Metazoa; Arthropoda; Insecta; Coleoptera; Curculionidae
Gene: Non2
Product: upstream activation factor subunit spp27
Exons: 4
Coding region: 85-858 (257 amino acids)
Cellular component (GO): nucleus
Source: RefSeq, a predicted model, not a curated record
GGAUCCAACACUUGCCGAUCGUAGCGUUCGGCCCAGUCUAUUUCUGUCUUUCUCCGUUGCUUCAACUGUCUCUCUCUCGUCAACAUGGCUGAUAUAUCCAAGGAAGAUCUUCGCAAGGAAAUUGCCGCUAUCCUUAAGGAUGCAGAUCUGGCGUCUACAUCGGCGAAAAAAGUUCGCCAAGAACUGGAAGAAAAGUUGGAUGUAAAACUGCAAGCUAGAAAGAAGGAAAUUGAUGAUCUUGUUAUGGAGUUUGUAAGCUCAAAGAAAGAAGACAAGAAGAAAAAGAAGAACGAUUCUGAAGAUGAUGGUGGGGAAGAUGAGGAAGAAGAAGAGGAGGAGGAAGAGGAGGAGGAUUCUGAAAGUGAUAAGAAAAAGAAACGUGGAUCGACCAGCAAAAAGCCACCAGCAAAGAAAACCAAGAAAGACAGCGAGGAAGAAUCAGGAAGUGAGCAAAGCGAGGGGGAUUCAGAAGAGGAGUAUUCUCCCAAAAAAGCGGCCAAACCAGCUAAAACUAGGAAACUUCCUCCUAAGAAGAAGAAGGGUUCAGAAUCAGACUCUGAUGAAGACUGGGGAAAGAAAAAAGGAGGCAAAAAAGGAGGUGGCGGAGCCAAGAAAGGUAGCGGUUACACCAAACAGUUACAACUUUCACCCGAACUGGCUGCUUUGGUAGGAGCAGAGGCGAUGGCUCGGCACGAAGUUGUUAAGAAGAUGUGGUCCAUAAUAAAGGAGAAAAAUCUUUACGACCCAAAGAAUAAGCAGUACGCCAUAUGCGACGAUGCAUUGCUGAAAGUAAUCGGUACCAAACGUUUCCGAACGUUCGGUAUGAUGAAAUAUUUGAAAAAUCAUUUUAUCAGUUAAGUUAUUUUACCUAUUAGUAGGAGUAAGUUUUAAAUUAGCUCUUUGGCACAAGCAGUACCGUGUUCUUAAUCUUGGAGUAAUUUGAAACCUAUACAGUUGUGUGAAAAAAUAAACUCUUUGGCAUUUUAAAAUAUACAGGUUUCAAAUUUGCCAUUCACUUUACUCCUACUUCUUUGUCCUGGGAUUUUUUAAAUGUUUAUGUUUUACAUUUUAUAUAUUUUCUUUAUACUAAUUAUCAUUAAUAAAACAUUAGCCAAUAGAAAACGUUGCCUGAUAGAGAGAUGUUAGACCACGCAAAAUAUCAGUUUUGCAUGUUUUUUAUGAUAAAAGAAAAUUAUUAAUUAUAUUUCUUGAUAAAUUCUAGUCUCAAAAAUUUUACAUUUUUCUGAAAAUGCUUGUGCACAAAAUAAUUAGAACUACAGGAUACAACUAGCUUCUACGUCCCACUAGUCAACUCGCAUACCAAACAAUGUUGCCGUUUGCUGUCGCUUUAUUUUAUGAAUGGUUUACAUAUACAAGACAUAUACUGUAUGAUCUUGGAAAUGAACAUCGAUGACAUUCCCCAUACAAUUUAUUUGGUUAAUAGGUGAAAUGAAUACCAGUAUUUCUAAUAGCAGUAUUUGCUGCGAAUGUAAUCGCAGUUUUGUGUGCUUCGGAAACACGUUAAAAAAUUUCAUCAAAAUCAGAGGAAUUAUUACCGCCUUUAAAAACUAAAGUAUAUACAUUUACCUGCGAAUUUUGUUUGAUUUAAAAAAUUAGUGAAAUAUUACGUAAUUUAACCCGACAUUUGUGUGAAAAAUGUCUAUUUGGAAAUAAAACAGGGUUUAAAAUACGCGCCAAAUAAAGCACUUCUAUCUCCGCCAUAUUGGAAAAGGUUGAAUAGCCUUAAGUGGAGGGGGUGGUGGUUUAGCUGACAAUAAAAAAAGUCAUGAAAUUAAGGGACAACAAACGGCAACAUUGUUGGGUAUGCGAGUUGACUAGUGGGACGUAAAAGCUAGUCAUGAAAGCAGUAUAGAGGUCCAAAAUCUCUCUAUAGGCAGAAUAGUUUUUAUAUGUUCAUUAGUGUAACUUAAGUUUUUUGUGACUGAUUAUAACUAUAGAGAGUUGAUGUAGAAAUCUUAAUUGGAAUUCAAUUACCAAUUUGAAAUUUGCUCUUAUCUAUUUAAGACAGUACAUGUCUUAUUUUAAAUUCAUGUAUAACUGCUACAUAUUCUUGUGUAAUGAAAAAUAAAGUAUGUAUG